AUGACGUCGAAUGUUCUUAUCUACUUCGUUCAGAAGUACCCAGAGGUGUUCUUCCUUUGCCUGGACAACUUGUCUGAGGGCGCGAACCUCUUGAAUCUCGACCCCAUCCGCGGCGCCAGAAACUUCCUCUUUGUUGAGGGCGACAUUCUGUGCAGUAAGGCUGUGAGGCGUGUGCUGGCCGAUCACCAGCUUGAUACUGUGAUGCACUUCGCAGCACAGACUCAUGUGGACCGUUCCUUUGUGGUGCCGAUGAAGUUUACAGAGGUAAACGCAAUGGGAACGGCCGUGCUCUUGCAGGCUGCCCGGGAGUGCAGAAUCCGCAGAUUCCUUCACGUCAGCACUGACGAGGUCUACGGCGAAAAUGUCCACGGCCACAUCUUUUCUGAGACGGAUGGCUUCCGUCCGAUGAACCCGUACAGCGCCUCAAAGGCGGCAGCUGAGUGUAUUGUCCACGGAUAUGUAGAAUCCUUCGGCAGGGACUUGCCCAUUGUUGUGGUUCGUCCGAACAAUAUCUACGGGCCCCGGCAGUAUCCGGAGAAGCUCAUCCCAAAGUUCAUCCUUCGACUGCAGCGGCAGCAAAGACUCCCUCUGCACGGAGGCGGAUCAGCCAGACGAUCCUUCCUCUUCGUCGAGGAUGCCGCCAAGGCCUUCGACUUUGUUCUCAGAAAGGGCAUCCCUGGUGAGGCUUACAACAUCGGCGCAGAGCCGGGAAGCACCAAGACGGUCAUCCAGGUUGCCAAAGCUUUGAUGCCUUUCUUUGACAUUGAUACUGACAGCGCCGACAGCCACCUUGAGGUUGUUGCAGAUCGAGUCAGAAACGACGCGUCGUACGACGUGGAGAGCACCAAGAUUUCCGAGUUGGGAUGGUCGCCCUCCGUCACGUUCGAG
Messenger RNA from Symbiodinium necroappetens, 888 nucleotides. The record is from the annotation of a GenBank genome assembly. Lineage: Eukaryota; Dinophyceae; Suessiales; Symbiodiniaceae.